Messenger RNA from Wallemia mellicola CBS 633.66, 1136 nucleotides. RefSeq lists its product as hypothetical. The coding region runs from base 126 to 866 and encodes 246 amino acids. The record is from RefSeq and is a predicted model, not a curated record. Gene Ontology annotation, molecular function: protein binding. NCBI's taxonomy places the organism in Eukaryota, Fungi, Basidiomycota, Wallemiomycetes, Wallemiales, Wallemiaceae. The transcript has a single exon.
CUUCAAAAUCAUUCACCCCGUCAUCUCAAGGAAAACAACAAACAGAAAAUCAUGGCAUAACGGGUGGUGUCAUAGCCGCUAUAGUCAUCGCUAGUAUCAUCAUAGUAGCAGCCAUAUGUGCUAUCAUGACAUACAUAAUCCGAACACGUAGGGACAAAAUGGAAGAACGCAAGAGUUCACGCUUCGCUAACUCAGUUGGAAAGAAGAAUGUCUCACCUACACUUAUGAAUGCCAGAUCAAAACUACGCGAAAAAAUAUCAAGCGAAUCUCCACCACUGAGCAUUAAAUCACCAUCUAGUGCAUCUUCUUUUGGUGAAAAGCGUUUUUAUGAUGAGGAAGAAGAUUUUGGUAAUUUGAAAACGCCACUUCCAAAGCUUUUGCACGGGUUCGAAGUGAAUUCCGAGUCUUAUUCACUGGUUACGCCUUCACCAACUAAUUCCACAUUUGCUACGCAACAGAUGGCAUCACUUAAGUCUCCAUCAUAUCCAUCCAUACCUUCAACACCAACCUACAUUGAUGAUCUCCCACAAUCACCUUUGGAAAGCCCAACUGCGGAUGUGCGCACCGUCAAACUCUCAUUCGUACCUACCAUGUCUGAUGAAAUAGCCGUCAUGACUGGAGAUACAGUCCUUCUCUUGAAGGAAUGGGACGAUGGAUGGGCAUUCGUUGUAAAACUCAACAAAGAGGGUGAAUUCAAGGAAGAGGGUGUUAUCCCCCUUGAGAGUCUCGUCGACAAGACACCACAAUCUCGUAACUUCACCCAAAGUGUGAAAUCAAUCCCAUCAAGGAUGUCACUCACAAAGCCAUCAAUUUCGAGCAUCGGUUCACGUAGAAGUGGCGUCAGACAUAGCAGUAUUAGAGUUUAAAAAAUACGCUCUAUCGGUAGAAAAAAGGAUAACCAUUCCAUUAAUCUCAAUAUAUCCCUGGAGGAUCUUCUUCUUUCCACUCUAUCUGUCUAUCUAUCAUCUUAAUCACCUUCAUUUGUAUCAUAUGCUACUUAAAUUCAUAAUUCUUAUUGGAAACAACAAUGAGUGUCAUAAAAAACGCGAUGCAAGGGCGUCACUAGCGAUAAUCCUCCAUUAGCUCGUCUCAAGGAGGUAUACACUAGACGCAAUGUUUUGGAGUGUUGGUUUUUC